ACGCCAUCUUGGAGACCCUUACUGGGCUGGCUAUGGUAGCAAUAACCGGCAAUCUGAGACGCAGCAAUAUGCAAUUAAAAUAAAUAAAUAGUUCGGUAUUCGUGCUGUUGCUUCACUGCAUGUAGAACCGUGUUGUGGCGGAGGUUGUGCAUUUUAAACGAAUAACGAGUGCGUGAGGGAUAUCGUCGGAAUCGGGCUUAUUUUUAAAUUUGUAUCUCUAUAUAUAUAUAGAUAUAUUUUACAUACAUGGUUAUUCUUCUUUGCUGAUCUGAUAGCACGGCCCAGCAGCGGAGGAUGUUUUGCCUUGUAACAUGCGACAGCGUUAAAAUUGUACAUUGAAACAUAUCAUUUACGUGGAGAGGAGGCGAUUGUUUUAAAAUAAGAUCGUUUUAAACAUAUUAUUAAUAACAGGAGGGGGUAAAAAAAAAUGUCUUCGAAUUGUACCAGCGUAGCGGCCGUCAGUGCCAGCAAAACCAAGACAAAAAAGAAGCAUUUUAUCGGGCAGAAAGUGAAAUUGUUCCGGGCCAGCGAACCUAUUCUCAGCGUCUUGAUGUGGGGAGUCAACCACACGAUUAAUGAGUUAAGCAAUGUGCCCGUCCCGGUGAUGUUGAUGCCAGAUGAUUUUAAAGCCUACAGCAAGAUCAAGGUCGACAACCACCUGUUCAACAAAGAGAAUUUGCCGAGCCGGUUCAAGUUUAAGGAGUAUUGCCCCAUGGUGUUUCGGAAUCUACGGGAACGGUUUGGCAUUGAUGAUCAGGAUUACCAGCAAGCUCUGUCAAAGCCUCUGCCCCCGGAGUUGUGUCCUGCCCUCCUGCACCUGGAGCCCGGGUACCAGAACUCCCUGACAAGAAGCGCCCCGUUAAACAGCGACUCUCAGGGACGGUUCGGGUCCAGAUUCCUCACCACCUACGACAGGAGAUUUGUCAUCAAAACCGUGUCGAGCGAAGAUAUCGCGGAGAUGCACAACAUUUUAAAGAAAUACCACCAGUUUAUUGUGGAAUGUCACGGCAGCACGCUUCUCCCUCAGUUCCUGGGGAUGUACAGAUUAACAGUGGAUGGUGUUGAGACCUACAUGGUCGUCACAAGGAACGUAUUCAGUCACAGGUUAACUGUGCAUCGCAAGUACGACUUGAAGGGUUCAACAGUAUCAAGGGAAGCUAGCGAUAAGGAAAAGGCCAAGGAGCUGCCCACUUUCAAAGACAACGACUUCUUGAACGAAGGACAGAAGAUUCACAUCGGGGAUGACAACAAGAAGUAUUUCCUGGAGAAGCUCAAGAGAGACGUGGAGUUCCUGGCCCAGCUGAAGAUCAUGGACUACAGCCUGCUGGUGGGGCUCCACGACGUGGACCGGGCGGAGCAGGAGGAGAUGGAGAUUGAGGAACGGGGCGAGGAGGACGAGUACGACAACGACGGCAUGGGGGGGACCACCGGCUCCUUCGGGACCCCGCCCGACAGCCCCGGCAACCUGCUCAGCUUCCCCGGAUUCUUUGGCCCCGGAGAGUUCGACCCCUCGGUGGACGUGUAUGCCAUGAAGAGCCACGACAAUGCCUUGAAGAAGGAGGUGUACUUCAUGGCGAUCAUUGACAUACUGACACACUAUGACGCAAAGAAGAAAGCUGCCCACGCUGCCAAAACUGUCAAGCAUGGGGCUGGAGCUGAGAUUUCCACUGUAAACCCCGAGCAGUACUCGAAACGCUUCUUUGAAUUUAUGUCCAACAUCCUGUCAUAGUACCACUCCCCUCCCCCAUGUCUUUCCCCUGGAAACUCAAGAAGAGGCACAAAAUUGAGAGACUUUAAUUUUGGAAGAACAACAGCAGCAGCAGACGUUGUUUGAUCCACUAUAACAAGAGACUUGGUAGCAGUGUGUUGAGUUUCUGAGCAGUAUUUAAUAAUCCCCGGGUUCAAGAGAAAGCUGCAGUGUUGUGUGUCCCCCCCCCGCCUGCACGUUUCCUGUCUCGUUUAAUUUCUUAACUGACUCAGUCAGCAUUGUUGGACUGUUUAUUUGAAAUGCUUCAAACAACUGGCCGCUGCCUUGUUAUAUUUUUUAUUGAGUUACGUUUUUUUAAACAACUCGAUCCAUGAACGGAAAUUAAGAAUCCCAUUGCGUAGUGUUUUUCUGGGAUGGAAUUCCAGGUUUUACUGCCUGCUUUACUAGCAGGGUUGUGCUGCUUUUUAUUUAUUUAUUUUUUUUAAAUAGAGGUACAAACCUUAUUACUCUUUUAUAAGGCUCAGCAGGUCGAAAAAGUACAUUUUCAAUGAUUGAAAGCACUUUCAAAUAAAGUGUCUCGUUACUUUGAGUGGUUUUUACUGCAUGUUCUGGUGUAAUCCCGCCCAUUUCCUGUAUGAUUAUGAUGGCUCAGAGUACAAAUCACUGUUCAAACGACUCCCAUUGCAUAGCAGUCCUGAUCCACUCCUGGUUUUAACAUGUUUUAAUAAGACACACCUGCGCUUGUUACUUUAGGCAGACCAUAUAGGCUGUAAGCUGAAGUCUGAUGCCCCAGAGCUUGUGCCCCAGUCCAGUUUUUUAGUUACUUGCUGAGAUUGUAGGUUCAGUGCUGAUCCUUUCAGAAAAAAAAAAAAAAAACAAUCUAAGCCAUUAGGCUCCUGCAUAAUGUGCCUUCAGUUGGUAAAGACUCAUUACAGCAAUCAUCCUACCAGUCUAGCUCUUCAAAUAGUGGAAGAUGAUACAGCAUUGGGAGGGGAGUGAUUUAGCUCAGUGCUAGCAUGACUGCUUCUGUUGCUAGCACCUGAGCUUGAUUUCAAGCAAAUAUCAUGAAAGCGAGAUUAAAAUGCAGGGAGCAGUUCAAAGCACUAAGCAAUGGAAUUCUUUAUUUUCAUCCUGGGAUUCACUGCAUGGUCCACAUUUCUACGAGAGCUGCAGUUAGUUAAAAAAACAAAACAAAAAAACUUAUAUAUAUGUAUAAUAUAAAAUUUGAACUUGAAUGAUGCAUGUUUCAUCUGUGUAGACCUUGCAAUGCAUAUCCACACCUAACUCCCACCCAUUAUCUCAACUUUUAAAGCACUGUUCCUAAUUGCCAUUUUAUUUUGUUUUAAUUUUUACUUGAUGUUAAUUUUUCUUUUUUUUUUUUUUUGGGGGG
This is a messenger RNA of Polyodon spathula (Mississippi paddlefish), 3098 nucleotides long. Its product is annotated as phosphatidylinositol 5-phosphate 4-kinase type-2 beta-like. The record is from RefSeq and is a predicted model, not a curated record. Lineage: Eukaryota; Metazoa; Chordata; Actinopteri; Acipenseriformes; Polyodontidae. The coding region runs from base 428 to 1729 and encodes 433 amino acids. Gene Ontology annotation, biological process: phosphatidylinositol metabolic process. The transcript has 11 exons. Gene Ontology annotation, molecular function: phosphatidylinositol kinase activity.